UACCCGGCACUGGCCCCGCCCCGAGCGUUGGGGCUCCCGCGCGAGGGCAGCGGUUUGCACCUGGAGCCCGGCCGCGGGGCUGCCGUCUGGGGCUGCCGGGGCCGCCGCAGGCCUGCUUGGGGCGUCCGGAGCGUCCGAGGCGCGGCAGCCGAAGGCUUCAGGGAAUCCAGACCUAGAGACGCACCAAUGGCUCUGGGAGAAGAAAAGGCAGGCGUGGAGGCAUCCCUGGACUCAGAGGCCCCGUCCUGUGGGCGCUGGAACUGCCGAGAGCAGGAGGGGGACACCCCAGGGCCUGUGAGUGGGGAGCAGCCACCACGACUGGAAGCUGAGGGAGGGUCUGCCUCCCCUGUGUGGGAGACAGAGGGCCCCCCUGCCCCUGUCUGCUGCCCCUCUGGAGCCUGCCAGUCACAGGCCAGCAACACCAGCAGGGAGCCAGUAGCUGGUGCAUCUCAGCCUGCUCUCAGUGGCCUGCCUCCUCCUGCCAAUGUGGGGCCAGGAGAUCUGCAUUCUGUGGGAAGCCAGGUAGCUACUAAGAUGGAGGACACCAGGCUUUCUGCCUCAGAAGAGCUACCUCAGACUACAACUGCUCCCAGAGCCACAGCCCUUUGCUCAGGACAUGAUGCUGAUACCGAAGAUGACCCAUCCCCCGUGGAGUCACCGCGGGUGCUGGCCCUCAGCCGACAGCCUCACAUCUCAGGUUUCCCUUUCUCGUCAAAGUGGAGGUCCAUGGUGAGCCCAGGUGCCACUGCUCCGUUUUCCAGCCGCAGUGUCUCUGCCUCACCCCCUGGCAGCAGUUCCCAAGGACACCAAGAGAAGACAGAGCCUCAAAGUUGCUCUCUUGCCAAGGUCUCCCCCUCCCUGGAGCUGGUUGGCUCCCAGUCGGCCCCCUCCAUGGUGGGACCAGGGCCUCAGCUCCAGUGGUCUCCACAGCCUGUGUCCUCUGGGGGUGAUGCCCCUGGGCUGCGCAGGAGGCAUCUAUCCUUCCAAGCCGAGUACUGGGCCUGCGUACUGCCAGAUUCCCUGCCGCCUUCCCCCGACCGCCGCUCCCCUCUGUGGAACCCGAACAAAGAGUAUGAAGAGCUGCUGGACUAUACCUACCCACUUAGGCCCAGGCCUCGGCUCCCGAGGCAUCUUGACAGCCACAUGCUGGCUGACCCUGUCCUGCAGGAUUCAGGUGUAGACCUGGAUAGUUUUUCUGUCUCCCCAGCAAGCACUCUGAAGUCACCCACUAAUGUCUCCCACAGUUGCCCACCAGCGGAAGCCAGUGCCCUGCCAUCCUCUGGGCCCAGAGAGCCAAGCUUUAAACGGUCGCACUCUGGAGGACCCCAGGAGCAGGGCAGCCGGCUCACAUCUACUCCCAGGGCUGCAGGCAGCAAGGACACUGUUUGGGAAAGGAGAGAGCCAGCCCUGAGGGGUGUGAAGGACUGGCGGACCGUGGGCAAGCACCUCGAGGUGGGCUCUCCCCAACUGAGGACAUGGGACAGAGGAUGGCCUUCAUCCGGGCCAGGGAGAGAGGAGGGGGCUGGCCAAGGUGUCCAGCGCCCUGCCUGCGUGGAGUCUGGAUGGAAGCCAGAAGAGGACUCGGAGAGUGAUGACGAGUAUCUUGCCCUGCCCGCUCGGCUGACACAGGUUUCUAGCUUGGUUUCGUAUCUGGGUUCUGUUCCUACUUUGGUGACCCUGCCCGCUGGAGCUGCCGAAGGGCAGAGCUCCCUGGAUGUGUCGAACAGUGAUGGGCCCACUUCCUUCCCAUCGGAUUCCAGCCAAAGCCAGCUUCCCUCUGUCUCCAGAGGGCCCGGGGGGCUUGAGGAGCAGAACCACUGUUUGCUCCGCUCCUUUCUCCGUGCGAGAGACUCCGCAGGGGACGGCAGCCUGGUGCGCAGCCAGGCGCUGGGGGUCUCCUGUGGGCCUCUGAGAACACGCUCCUCUUUACCAGUCAUUGUGGACCAGCAGACAUUCUCGGACCCAGACCGUAAAGGGCAGUCUCCCAGGAGAGGACGAGAGCAGGGAAAAGAAUCACUCAUGCACUGUGUGAAGACAUUUUGCUGUCAGCUAGACGAGCUGAUCCACUGGCUGUAUGACAUAGCUGAUGUUACCGACCACUGGACUCCACCAAAGUCCAGCCUUACGGGUCUCAAGUCUUCUCUGCAGCUUUACCGGCAAUUUAAGAAAGACAUAGAUGAACACCAGUCCCUGGCGGAGAAUGUCUUACAGGAAGGGGAGAUUCUUCUUCAGUGCCUGUUGGAUAACACCCCAGUGUUAAAGGAUGUCCUCAGGCGGAUCUCAAAGCAGCCCAGCGAGCUGGAGAGCCGUGCAGAUCGCCUGUAUGACACAAUCUUAGCUUCUGUGGACAUGCUGGCUGGCUGCACCCUCAUCCCUGAAGACACACCAGUGGCACACAGUAGUGCUGAUGUGACUGGGAUGAGCCUGGCAUCUUCUCAGGCAGAGAUGUAAUCUGUCUCCCAAAACCUGGCUGGUGGGAAACUUUCAGGAAGAAAGUAAGAGCCAUUUAACACUGAUAAUCAAAGGGGAAACUUAAACCUAAUGUAUUAGCUUUAAAAUGCCUUUAUCUUCCCGAGAUAAGGGACUACUGAAUUACUAUUUUUAUUUAAAACAAAUACUUCCAAACUAAGGUGUUCCUUUGGUGCUUCUCUGCAAAGAGCAUGUGGCUUUGCAGUCUUUUGGUAAAAUAACGUUAAUAGUCUUAUAGGUCUUUCUUCCCCUCUGCCCAGUUAAAAAGAGCAGACAAAACUCUCAAACUAGUCCACGCACUGAGAUCAUUUAAAGAAGGCUGGUAUGAGAAAUAAGGUACCAAAUACUCAGUACUCUCAGGCAUACAAGAUUGGUUGGUUGGUCAGGAAUUUGGGUCUUUUCAUGAAAUUAAGCUUGGGUUUGUAAGUCCUACUUAGAAGACUUUAGAAGAGACUUUAACUCUCUAAAUUCAUAGAAGAUUCCUCUACAAAUUACUUUGGGGGUUAGACCUUUUGUCAUUUUCAGGGCUUAGGGCUCCAUCUGCCUCGCUAACAAAUAUCUUAAAGGACAGUGUGUUGGGGCAUUGGGAAUUGCCAUUGAGCUUCAGCAAGGCUAUGGACUAAUGAGCCAUCUUAAAGGUACCUCCUAGGAGGAGGCUCCCCUCCAUUCCCACUCUCCUGUGGAAGAGUAAAGAGUAGUCCAAGGUCAGGGAAGGGCAUGGAUAGGAUCAUACAGCCUGGUUAACUACAGAAACUAAGGCCGAAAAUAGUGAAGUGGAAGGAAGGAAUUUUUUGUUGCUUGGGAGUUGACCUGUAAGUACAGAUCAACCAUUUAAAAUAUCGAUUCUGUAACCUUUAAAGCAAAGUAAUCAUCCAUUACCGGUAACCACAGAUAAUGCAAAAACAAAAUCAGUUAGUUUCUGUUGGGCUAUGAAUUAACGUGGAAUGAGAAAAGUACAUUUCCCUCCAUAUAAUUUUAGUAUUAUAGUGGGCUAAGAUUUAAGCAAAGGGUUCUUCAUACUUAAAGAUCUUUUUUCAAACUCCUUCCAGAUUCUCAUUUGAGGAAAGUGCUUUAAAAAGGAAGAUCUUUUAAGUUUGUAAAGAAUGAACAAGUCAUCUUGAAUCAAAAGAUGAUGAUGAUAGAACAAUUACUCUCACAAGCAAACUUCUGAUAUCCCUCAGAACAAAACAUUUAAUACCAAGUUACUUUUUUAAAAAGAAAUUUAGGAUUUUAGUUUAGGGGGCUGAGCCACAUAACAUUCAACACCAUCUCACCCACAUCCAUAUGAACUAAAGUCCUAUUAUAAAUGUAACUUUUUCUGCUUUAAAAUUUCAGACUGCAUAGUCACUGGGAAAUGAUAUAAAAUUUCAAUAGCAGCUAUAUAAAAUUCAGUAUUCAAGUGCCUGCUCCUACUAUGGUAUGAUUUACCAUAAUACUUAGUUUAAGGGCAUGAUCAGAAUUAAACCGUGUAUGAAGAUUCUGCCUGUAUUAUGAUUCUCCAUAUUAAUCUUGAUUCCAUACAUAAAUUUUAAUAGCCUAGAACUGGUUAAAAAGGCACAUAUGUCUAAUAGCCUCUGUUUUUAUAUUGUUAUAUAUCACCUUCCCUUUGAUGUGGCUAUAAAAUGGCAUAUACCUUUACACUACUUUCCAUUGAGUAUGUUACAGGGUAGCCAUUAGGAGUUCAACCCAGUUAUUUACUACUAUUUGUUAGGCAUGAAAAUAAGUCUACAGGUCAGGGGGGAAAAAAAUUUGAAGAUGACAACCCUCUAGAAACAAACUGGCUAGGGUUACAGUAAUUGAAUGCUGCAUAUGCCAUUCUACUCCAACUCAACCUAAUAAUUAUAAGGUACUUUAUUUCAAAGUACUGUUUCCCAAGAAAGUACUACUUUACCUAGAGAUGAACUCAAGAAGGUUUUUGUUCAUCUCCUUUGAAAUACGGUGUGACAGAAGGGUGCUCAUUCUAGACCUCUGAGAAUGCCACUGAGUAGUAUCAGCACAGUGGCUAAUUACAUCUUCAGCAGUGCUAUAAAAAGUUGAAGACCUCCCUUAAAAUUGAAGCUGAAAUUGUUUCAGCCUUAAGAGGAUGCUAGCAACAUUUCCAUGAGCCAAUGUGGCUGGGUUACAGUUCAAGUGGCCUGGCUGGCCAGUGCACAGCGGCACACAUUAGCCUUAAGGACAGUAGUGGCCUAUGGUGGCAUAAGUGUGAUUUUGAAAUCCCAAAUUUACCUCUAGGAAAAUUUCCUUGUAGUCCCUUUGAAUUAGUAAAAGUUAAUUCUACAGGGAGGUGGCAGAACUAAGAACUAUAUUGCUAGUUUCAGGACAUAGGUUCUUGUUGCAGCUCCAUGGCUGAGCUCAUAUGCAAAUCAAAUACAGUGUCAACAACACAGGGCUGUUUUAAAGCUUAAAUGGGAAUGUAAAGAAGGGUUGAUGUAAAAAUAUGCUGCAAUGUCAACAUGUAUGCUAUUUCAAUCCAAGGUCAAAAAAUAGGAAGUUACUGCUUAGACCAAAAUAGCUGUCAUUCUCCAAGGGUUUCCCAAAGACUGCACUGCUUAGAUUUAGCUUACUCUUACAUAAACUAAUUCAUGAUAGCCACUUUAACAGUUUAUAGUCCAACAGAUAACUAGAUAAAAGCCCAUAGUAGCUUGAAAUGUGUGUACUUGAAAAGGGGGUAGGAAUGGGAUUUUUUUUUUUUUCCAAGACUGCGUUUAUUGGCAUAUUCAUAAAAGCAAACAAUGGAGCAUGCUGAAACAUCUUGCUUAGGUACUCUCCGCUCCAGUCUUGACUGUCAUGGGGGAAAGAACACUAAAAUUUUCAAAACUAAGUAUGUAAAUAUGCUUACAUCUUAGAACAAGAUGACAGUUUGAACAACUUGCUGUAUAAAACUGAAGUGUAUGGUGUCACACUAACAUUUGUAUCUUUUAUCUACUUUAGAAGAUAUCCUGUUUCUGAAUUAUUUCCCCCUUUAUACCAUAUUGUAAAGCAAAAAAAACCUUUUGAAGCAUU
Messenger RNA from Pipistrellus kuhlii (Kuhl's pipistrelle), 5472 nucleotides. RefSeq names its product centrosomal protein 68 (gene CEP68). Lineage: Eukaryota; Metazoa; Chordata; Mammalia; Chiroptera; Vespertilionidae. The coding region runs from base 187 to 2451 and encodes 754 amino acids. The transcript has 7 exons. The record is from RefSeq and is a predicted model, not a curated record.